This is a messenger RNA of Symbiodinium pilosum, 1209 nucleotides long. Lineage: Eukaryota; Dinophyceae; Suessiales; Symbiodiniaceae. The record is from the annotation of a GenBank genome assembly.
AUGCCACCUUCAACCCUGGCCAGCGCCGUUGCUGCCAGCGAGGCUGCAGAGCACAGGCAUGACUGCCAGGUGGAGAGAGUGACGUGGUUAGAAUGCUUCACGGACAAGGAGCGCAACUCCGAGUUCUGCGAGGCCACCGAUCCCGCCGGCAACCUCGAGUCCAACAGCUCGGCUGGGCAUAAGGAGUAUCAAGACCGACUCCGGGCCAUUGCGCUCCGCAAGGAGGGCUUCGAGAAGGCCGAGAUAGCAGAGGCCAUCGGCCGACCCCAGAAGUUUGUGCAGACCUGGUGGCGAAAAGAGCCCAAAGAGGUGCCAAAACCAGCAGGGGUUCAUGACUAUCUCCGAACGGACUUCUGGCGCGACAUCGAAAUAAUCCGUGGCUUUGGCAAAGGUCAGAGAAUCUACGACGAUGCGCUGACCAGCAUGGACUGGGUCCAGCCGAUGGCUGAUGGCCGCGAGUUCAAGAAUGGAGGCGGUUACCGUCUGAAGUACGAUAAAGAGGGCCGCAUGCGGCCCCAGGGCAAUCAGCACGCGAAAGACGGCGUAAUCCCGGGCAAGCUGCCUGAGCUGGACAAGCUGAUGCAGCGAGUCAUGGUUGAGCAGGGCAUUGAUGAUCGCGUGCUGAAGAGGCCUGGCCUGCUUUGGUAUCCGGAUGGCAACGCAGACGCCAUCGUGCACCGGCACGAGGCAUGGACAGCGCUGAUGUCGUUCGGAUCGCCCCGGAUCCUGACCAUUGAUGGCCACCCUGUGCUCCUUCGCGAUGGAGACCUCAUCAUCUUCGGCACGCAGCGCCACGGUGUGCCGAAGAUGUGCACCGAAGGCUCCACUUUUGGGGACUACGGAGGCCGCAUGUCGGUGGUCAUGUUCUUCAUGCCCACCGGCCAACAAGCCACAGGUGCAGCGCCGUGGAAAGCCAUCCACGACUCCGGGCCGUCGCGCAAGGCAACCGCCAUGCUCCGAGACGCAGACCUGGGCCACAAUGCACAGGUGGCAGGCCUCUUGUCCGGGGAGCGGGCGUCUGAGAUGCAGCAGCUCAUGGACAUUGGCUUUGAUGCCCCGGAGGCGGCGAACGCCUUAAGUGCCGCUGGCUUCGACGUAGCCAUGGCCGUGGAGAUGCUGCUGAAUCGAAGUGUGCCCUUGUUGGCAGACAGCUGUGAUGCUUGCAUUGACAGGUCCUCGGAGAUUGCCGCGCUCCUGAGCCGCUUGGAG